Cryphonectria parasitica EP155 is the source of this 912-nucleotide messenger RNA. RefSeq lists its product as uncharacterized. Gene Ontology annotation, molecular function: FMN binding. The record is from RefSeq and is a predicted model, not a curated record. Bases 1 to 912 code for a protein of 303 amino acids. Lineage: Eukaryota; Fungi; Ascomycota; Sordariomycetes; Diaporthales; Cryphonectriaceae. The transcript has 3 exons.
AUGAAAGAAUCCGAGAUCAAGCGCAACCCGCACCCCGAUUUCAAGGCCGUCGAAGCCUCUCGCCCACCCUGGGACCGCGACGCCACCUUCAAGUACACCCAGACGCCGGCCCCCUCGUGGUCUUUUGGCAGCGGCGCCAACGACCUCGCGCCCGCCGCAGAAGGGCCCGGGGCCAAGACGGCCAAACACAUCACAAUCGACCCGUACGCCGAGGGCCGCGCGCCUGUGCACAACUACAAGCUCCUGAUCAGCGCCGUAGUCCCCCGCCCCAUCGCCUUCGUGUCGACCGUCUCGGCAGACGGCAACACCACCAACCUGGCGCCCUUCUCGUACUUCCAAGUCAUCAACCACGACCCGCCGCUGUUCAUCAUCGGGUUCGCCAGCUCGCUGGAACGCGCCGCGCAGGCCAAGCACACCCUGCACAACCUCAACGCCACGGGCGAGUGCACGAUCAACAUCAUCUCGGAGCACUACGUCGAGGCGGCCAACAGCACGAGCGUGGAUGCGCCAUAUGGGGCCAGCGAGUGGGCUGUGAGUGGGCUGACGCCCGGGUACGACUGCGAGACGGUGAAGCCUGCGCGGGUGAAGGAGGCCAUCUUUAGCAUCGAGGCCAAGCUGGAGAGCGUGCGAGAGUUUGCGAGCCGGAGCCGGCCGGGGGAGAUGAGCGGCACGAUGGCUGUCUUGGAGGGCACGCGGUUCUGGGUGCGGGAGGAUGCUAUCAAUGAGGAGAGGAAUAUCAUUGACCCUGCGGUCCUCCGGCCGGUGAGCAGAUUGGGCGGCAUUACCUACGGCCGCACCGUCGAGGGCAUCGAGCUACUCCGUCCGGUCUUUGAGAAGGACGUGGGUGGGACGGAAGCCUAUAAGAAGUUGGAGGCUGAGAGUGUCGAUUUAAUGUGUACAAAAUCUACUUAG